UGUCUGGUGUCAGGAGGGAGGAGGAAGAGGGUGGUGUAAAGGGGCUGUAUAGGAAGGGCAAAGGCAAAGGCAACAGGCACAACGUGAAGGAGACGAGUCCUCCAUCUUGGACGCCGUCUGACCAACAGGAUUAUUCCUCAUCUCUGGCUUUCAACAUGAUUCCCUGGUGGAGGGCCACGCAGCUGGUGGCUCAGCGAAGAACUCUUGUAACAGCAGCUGCUGGUGGUGGGCACCAAGGUGGUGGGUCAGGUGCACGGACAUGGAAGAUCCUGUCCUUUGUGGUGGCGCUUCCUGGAGUAGCUGUAUGUAUGCUGAAUGUUUGGCUGCAACAGUCAAACCACCCCCAUGAACGCCCCGAAUUCAUUCCCUAUAACCACCUACGCAUACGAACAAAGCCUUUUCCCUGGGGGGAUGGAAACCACACUUUAUUCCAUAACCCGCACACCAAUGCAUUGCCCACAGGUUAUGAAGAUGGAGGCAGCCACCACUGAACCAUUGCCGAAAUCUCUCCCUUUGGAAUUGGAAGGCGCAAAGGCAAAGGCCCUGGCAAAACAUCAUACUUUUCCCUACAUGUGGACAAUAAAAAUAAAUGUAAAUGAAUGCAA
Messenger RNA from Anolis sagrei ordinatus, 605 nucleotides. RefSeq names its product cytochrome c oxidase subunit 6A2 (gene COX6A2). NCBI's taxonomy places the organism in Eukaryota, Metazoa, Chordata, Lepidosauria, Squamata, Anolidae. Gene Ontology annotation, cellular component: mitochondrial inner membrane. Gene Ontology annotation, biological process: mitochondrial electron transport, cytochrome c to oxygen. The record is from RefSeq and is a predicted model, not a curated record. Gene Ontology annotation, molecular function: enzyme regulator activity.